This is a messenger RNA of Sesamum indicum (sesame), 2219 nucleotides long. Its product is annotated as Pectin lyase-like superfamily protein. The record is from RefSeq and is a predicted model, not a curated record. Gene Ontology annotation, molecular function: polygalacturonase activity. Lineage: Eukaryota; Viridiplantae; Streptophyta; Magnoliopsida; Lamiales; Pedaliaceae. Gene Ontology annotation, biological process: carbohydrate metabolic process.
CUCUCUCUCUCUCUCUCUCUCUCUCUCUCUCUCUCUCUCUCUCUCUCUCUCUCUCUCUGUGUUCUUCGGCAAAGACAUUCACUUGUUGACAAACUGAAACUCGGCUUUCAGCUUCAGGAUUGCUGUAUCAUCAUUGUACAGAAGAUCUAUAUUUGGAUUUUACUGGUUGGAUUCUUCAUUACUUUGUGUUGGUGCAGCAUUAAAUAGCGCUUCUUUUGUCCAGUGUUGUGCCUUUACUGAACCAAAAUCUAAGUGAAAACCUUUUCUUUUGACUCGUUUCCUUGAACUCAUAUGCGAUAUUAUUGAUUUUUGCUCCUGUUUUUCAACAAUAUCAUACUCAACAUAGAUGCUUCUUUCUUGUUGCCUUCUGUUUGUUCUUUUUCCCCAGUAAAUCCACUUAUUCAACAACCAAAUUCCACCAUUUUUCCUUUCCUAGCUGCUUUAGAAAGCUGAAAAUGCACUGCUUUGAUUAUUUAAUUCUGCUCCGCAUUGGGGUUAUACUACUGCUGUCCAUAAAUUAUGCCAAUGCUGAGUGGGAAACAUGCUCGUGGAUUGUCCCCAUGAGGAACCGAUACGACAAGAUAUCUAUAACGGAUUUUGGAGGUGUGGGUGAUGGGGUGACUUUGAACACAAAAGCAUUCAGGGCAGCAAUAUAUAGAAUUGAGCAUUUAAGGAGGAGGGGUGGCACUCUUCUUUAUAUUCCUCCUGGAGAGUAUUUGACUGGACCCUUCAAUCUAACCAGCCACAUGACUCUUUACUUGGCUAGAGGAGCGGUCAUCAAAGCCACAAUGGAUACAGAGCAAUGGCCCUUGGUAGCGCCAUUGCCAUCUUAUGGAAGAGGAAGAGAACGACCUGGAGGAAGGUAUAUGAGCUUCAUCCAUGGGGAUGGGCUACAUGAUGUCAUAAUCACAGGUGAAAAUGGGACGAUAGAUGGCCAAGGUGGCAUCUGGUGGAACAUGUGGAGGCAAAGAACUCUCAAGUUUACUAGACCAAACCUUAUUGAAUUAAUGAACUCCAGAGGUGUAAUAAUUUCCAAUGUAAUUUUCAAGAACUCACCCUUUUGGAACAUACACCCUGUGUAUUGCAGCAAUGUUGUAAUUCGAUAUGUGACGAUACUGGCCCCUGCUGACUCUCCCAACACCGAUGGAAUUGAUCCGGACUCAAGCUCCCAUGUGUGCAUCGAGGACGCCUACAUAUCAACAGGAGACGACCUCAUAGCCGUGAAGAGCGGGUGGGACGAAUAUGGAAUAGCAUAUGGUCGUCCUAGUCAUGGAAUCACCAUUAGACGGGUAACCGGGUCGUCUCCAUUUGCUGGAAUCGCAGUCGGAAGCGAAACCUCUGGUGGUGUCGAGGAUGUUCUAGCCGAGCACAUAAACCUAUUCAACAUGGGAGUUGGCAUCCAUUUGAAGACCAAUGUCGGCAGGGGAGGCGUUAUAAGAAACAUCACAGUCUCAAACGUCUACAUGGAGGAUGCAAGAAAAGGGAUAAAGAUUUCUGGCGAUGUCGGAGACCACCCAGAUGAGUACUAUAACCGAAACGCCCUCCCAGUUCUUAAGGAUGUCGUUAUCAAGAAUAUCUGGGGAGAAAGAGUGCAGCAACCUGGUCUGAUUCAUGGUCUGAAAAAUGCACCAUUUACUGGGAUUUGUCUCUCCAACAUCCAUCUUCGUGGUGCGAGAGGGCCGAGGAAUUUGCCAUGGCAAUGCUCUGAUGUAAGAGGAGCAGCAGUUCAAGUCAGCCCAUGGCCGUGUUCUCAGCUUACCAGCCACCAGCAAACAGGUGCAUGCUCGUCUUCCUUCUGAUUAGAACUCGUCAAAUUUGUUCCUCUUUUACAAGAAUUCAUGUUGUAAUAUGAUGAUUAUGUGUUUGAAUGAAGACAGAACUUUCUGAUUAGUAUAUACAACUAUGAAAAUUUUCCAUAGGCACUUUGAACAUCUUCCUUCAGCCAAAACCAGAUCAUUCCUUAGCAAACUACGCUGGCCUCUUUACUCCAUGAUCGAAUUAAUGAAUCAUGAUCAAAUCAUAGUACAAAACAAAGAGAAUAUAUCUGUAUAUAUAUAUGUAUACAUAUGCAUAUGAUCCUCCACAUCUCAAACGGAUGCAAACUUAUUUACAGACCACAAAAACCAAAAGGGAAAAAUGAAAAUUUCACAACUCACUACACAUACUACUGUGUGUCCAUGAACCAAUGCAAGACGUUGGAUCUGAAACCGAGAAACGUA